Molecule: messenger RNA, 2463 nt
Organism: Fusarium sp. VM40
Lineage: Eukaryota; Fungi; Ascomycota; Sordariomycetes; Hypocreales; Nectriaceae
Source: the annotation of a GenBank genome assembly
AUGCCGCAACCCCUCCCCUCGAAAGAGGCCGCGCUCUUCCGCUCCGUUAUUCGAUACUAUGAGGACAAGCAGUACAAACGUGGACUUAAGUCUGCCGAGCUUAUUCUCAAGAAGCACCCGAAGCAUGGAGACACUACCGCCAUGAAAGCUCUGAUUCUGAAUGCACAGGGCAAGACAGAAGAGGCCUUCACCUUGGGCAAGGAAGCUCUGACAAUGGACAUGAAGUCACACAUUUGUUGGCACGUGUACGGAUUGUUGCAUCGGGCGAACAAGAAUUUUGAGGAGGCUAUCAAAGCUUACAAGUUUGCUCUUCGACUAGAACCUGAGUCGGGACAGAUCCAACGCGAUCUGGCUAUUUUGCAAAUUCAAUGUCGCGAUUACCAGGGUUACAUUUCGAGCCGAACAGCUAUGCUUCAAGCCCGACCUCAAAUUCGCCAAAGCUGGACCGCGCUCGCCAUCGCUCACCACCUAUCUGGAAACCCCGCUGAGGCCGAGAAGGUUAUGAACACCUACGAGGAAACCCUCAAGACGAAGCCCUCGAAAUUCGACAACGAGCAUUCUGAAGCAGUUUUGUAUAAGAACUCUUUGAUUGCGGAGCAAGGGGACUAUGAACGGGCCCUUGAGCACCUCAACAAUGCCGCCAAGCAAAACCUUGAUCGGUUGGGUGUUAUGGAAGCUCGUGCUGAGUAUCUUCACAAGCUAGGCAAGAAGGAGGAGGCUGCCAAAGCCUACCGCGCUCUGAUUGACCGUAACACCGAACAUCCAGUAUAUUACGAGAAGCUUCUCGAGGUUUUGGAGGUACCAAAGGAGGAUGCCAAGGCUCGAAAGGCCAUCUUCGACGAGUACGCCGAGAAGUCUCCUCGGUGCGACGCAGCACGCCGAUUGCCGCUGGACUUUCUCACAGGUGAUGACUUCAAGCAAGCUGCCAACGAAUAUUUGAGGUUGAUGCUUAACAAAGGAGUUCCGUCAACCUUUGCCAAUCUCAAGCAUCUUUACUCGGAUUCCUCUAAAAAGGACACACUUCGUGAACUAGCCGAGAACUAUCUGAACUCCCAGAGUUCAGAUUCCGAGAGCAAAGAUAAGGGAGAGGCAGCGGCACUCUACUACCUUGCGCAGCACUAUAACUAUUACCUCAGCCGCGACUUGACAAAGGCCAGCGAAUAUAUCGAUAAGGCGAUUGAGAAGGACCCUAAGAGCGUAGAUUUCUCCAUGACCAAAGCACGAAUCAUCAAGCACGGUGGAAACAUACAAGAAGCCUCCAAAGCCAUGGACCGAGCCAGGAAACUUGACCUCAAGGAUAGAUACAUCAACACAAAGGGUGCCAAGUACCAGCUUCGCAACAACGAGAACGAAAAGGCUCUUAAGACAGUUGGUCUUUUCACCCGCGCAGAGACUGUUGGCGGUCCUCUAGCCGAUCUCCUGGAUAUGCAGAGUGUCUGGUUCUUGACGGAAGAUGGUGAAGCAUAUGCGCGUCAGGGCAAUAUCGCCUUGGCCCUCAAGCGAUAUCAGCAAAUCUUCAACAUCUUUGAUGUGUGGCAGGAGGACCAAUUCGACUUCCACAGCUUCUCCCUACGCAAGGGUCAGAUUCGCGCCUACAUCGACAUGAUGCGAUGGGAAGAUCACGUUCGUGAUCACCCCUUCUUCUCUCGGGCUGCUCUUGACGCAGUAGAAGUUUAUCUCAAGCUAGCUGAUAAGCCUUCGGCGAAUGGCGUCAAUGGAGCUGACGGAGAGGAUGGUGAGGAUGCUUUGGCUAAGAAGAAGGCUGCUAAGAAGGCCAAGAAGGAGCAGCAGCGCCUAGAAAAGGAGGCUGCUGAGCAACAAGCUAAGCAGGAUCCCAACAAGGGUGGUAAGGAAAAGGAUGGUGAGGUGAAGAAGAAGGACGAAGAUCCUCUUGGAUUGAAGCUUGCCGAAACCACCGAUCCUCUUGGUGAUGCUAUGAAAUUCAUCAACCCUCUGCUGCAGUUCAGCCCUAAGAACAUUAACGCUCAGUUCGCUGGCUUUGAGGUGUACAUGCGCCGUAAGAAGUACGUUCUUGCCCUUCGUUGCCUCACGGCGGCGUUGGAACUUGACCCCAAGUCGCCCCGAGUGCACGAGCAAUCUGUAGCGUUUGCUCAGCUGUUGAAGACAGCGACGGGCAUUGAGCCCAAGGUCCUUGAAGUGCUGAAGGCCGAGUUUAAGGCCGUCGACCCUUCUACUGACUUGGUGAAGUUCAAUGAUGAGUUCAAGGCCACCAACGAGAACAGCCCUAGACAUGUGCUCUCUGCCAUCAAGGUGCAGAAGCUGCUAGGCCAGGACAAAGCCAAGAGCGAGGAGGCUAUCACUGGGAUCUUAAGUCUGCCUGGUAUCACCUAUGAGGAUGCCAUUGAGGGUCUUGAGGUGCUCAAGAGCUGGAGAAGCUCUCAAGCGGAGACAUACAAGAAGACAGCCCUGGAGAAGUUCCCUGACGUGACAAGACUUGCCUAG